Molecule: messenger RNA, 376 nt
Organism: Diceros bicornis minor
Lineage: Eukaryota; Metazoa; Chordata; Mammalia; Perissodactyla; Rhinocerotidae
Product: ral guanine nucleotide dissociation stimulator-like
Exons: 4
Coding region: 45-284 (79 amino acids)
Biological process (GO): small GTPase-mediated signal transduction
Molecular function (GO): guanyl-nucleotide exchange factor activity
Source: RefSeq, a predicted model, not a curated record
AGCUUCUCAAGGAGGAGGUGAUAUCUGUGAGGGCCACCCUGCAGAUGGACCCCCAGGGAGCCCAGGAGAGACAGCAGCAGCAGGGUGUCGUCCCCUUCCUGGGCAUGUUCCUCUAUCACCUCAAGCUGCUGGACAUUGGGAUGGCAGAUGAUCUGGAAAAAUUCAAAGUCAUCCGGAGGAUCCAGCUGCUCCAGCAGGCUGCAAAUGCAUAUAACCUGGAGCUCGACGAGCGAUUUGGUGCCUGGUUCCAGGCCAUGGAGCCCAUCAGUGUCCAUGAGAGGUGAGGGGACAGGAGUUGGGUGAGGGCAGGGCAGACUCUCUCUGAUGGCCAGCUCCAGAGCCUGUGGCCUGGCUCGCUGAUCAGCCACAGAACUCG